Molecule: messenger RNA, 1257 nt
Organism: Rosa rugosa (rugosa rose)
Lineage: Eukaryota; Viridiplantae; Streptophyta; Magnoliopsida; Rosales; Rosaceae
Product: F-box/kelch-repeat protein At3g23880-like
Exons: 1
Coding region: 1-1257 (418 amino acids)
Molecular function (GO): protein binding
Source: RefSeq, a predicted model, not a curated record
AUGGAGGUGAUCCUCGACGGCAGCCUUGCCUCGGAAAUUCUUGUCGAGAUACUGUCUAGGCUUCCUUUCCAAUCACUACGACAAUUUCGUUUUGUAUGCAAGUCAUGGUGUACUUUAAUAUCCAGUUCAUAUUUUCUCAUCAAACACACCAGGGUCACUGUUGGAGAUAGAAGCAGGUUAAAGUUCCUAUAUGGAUUAGAUCCACCCCGAUUCAUACACUAUGAAGCAUUAUUGAACAAGGAUGGUCCUGUUGCACCUAGGAAACUUGUUGCCCCUAUGUGCGUUAAAGAAGAUGAUAAUCGAUAUAGUUACCGCCUUAUAGGUUCCUGCAAUGGCUUGAUAUGUCUAUAUUGUGAAGAUACUCACGAAGAGACCACCGAGGAAGAAGAUACCACCGACGAAGUUAUACAACUUCAUCUGUGCUCCGUCGACUUGGUCGUAUGGAACCCUUGCACUAGAGAUGCAUGCAGGUUAUCAGGACCGACUCUUCCGACUCUUUUAGGAAGCGUAUUUGUAGGAGCUUUUUCGGGAUUUGGUUAUGAUUCCACCACCCAAGAUUACAAGGUCAUAGUAGAGUUCACAGAUUCUGAUCCUGAUAUAAGUGCAAGUGCAAGUCCAACUCGAAUUGCCAUCUUCUCUCUGAAAACGAGUUCAUGGAGACUCGUUGAAUGCCAAAAGCAUUACGAAUUGUCUGGGAACGGGUGCUUAGUAAACGGAACUCUAAAUUGGUUAGAGACUAAAAAUCGUGAGAAGCGUUGUCCUUUAACAUCGCAAAACAUCUGUUCAAGAAUCAUCUCUUUUGAUCUAGCCAAAGAGACAUUUCAGGAAGUCGCUACAUUAACCAAUAUUUUCGACAAAGAAUGUGAUCAUGAGCUCUCUGUGGGAAUUGGAACGACAAUGGGAAAUUGUCUCUUUGUGUAUGUUCACGAUCGGCACAAUCAUAAUUACAAUAUGGGUUUUGCCUACACAAUAUGGGUGAUGAAGGAAUAUGGGAUCGAGAAAUCUUGGACUAAACUUGUACAGAUUCCUUCAGAUAUGUUUCAUGGAUAUGGGGGUUUUACAUGUUAUCCGAAGCCUAAAUGGAUGUUAGAGAAUGACGAAGUUUUGAUAAUCUUGGAAGAGGAUGAUAUGUAUGAUGAGGUGGCAUUAUAUAAUCCCAAGGAAAAUACAUUGAGGACUGUUCUUCAGGAUUAUUGCUUUUGGUGGGGUUCGACAUUUUACACUGACACUUUAGUUUCACCUAAAAAUAUCUGUUAG